AUGAGCACCACUAUUCCCGGCAAAAGUUCCCUCAGUCCUCAAAUAUCUCCUCAACUCUCUUCAAACCACUGGGAAGCCAAUGGUGGAAACAACUCUUUGGACCAACCAAAGUCUGAUAACAGGACUUCUGAACUCAUCAAAGAAGAGGAGAAAGAAACAGGGAUAGUGAGCUUGCACGUUUACAAACAUUAA
Messenger RNA from Prunus armeniaca (apricot), 192 nucleotides. The record is from the annotation of a GenBank genome assembly. NCBI's taxonomy places the organism in Eukaryota, Viridiplantae, Streptophyta, Magnoliopsida, Rosales, Rosaceae.